Molecule: messenger RNA, 4126 nt
Organism: Hyalella azteca
Lineage: Eukaryota; Metazoa; Arthropoda; Malacostraca; Amphipoda; Hyalellidae
Gene: rad50
Product: DNA repair protein RAD50
Exons: 23
Coding region: 32-3979 (1315 amino acids)
Biological process (GO): telomere maintenance via recombination; chromosome organization involved in meiotic cell cycle; double-strand break repair
Cellular component (GO): Mre11 complex; nucleus; condensed nuclear chromosome
Molecular function (GO): G-quadruplex DNA binding; single-stranded telomeric DNA binding; ATP hydrolysis activity
Source: RefSeq, a predicted model, not a curated record
AGAUCACUAGGUACUUAAAUAGAGUUGCAAAAUGUCACGGAUUCAGAAACUUCGCCUUCAGGGGAUACGGAGUUUUGGUCCUGAGAAGCCUCAGGAGAUCAAGUUUAAGCCUCCUCUGACUCUCAUUCUUGGCCAAAAUGGAUGUGGCAAAACUACUAUCAUUGAAGCUCUUAAGUACAUCACAACUGGUGAGAAGCCACCAGGUUCAAAUGGAGGACGCUCAUUUGUCCACGAUCCAAAAAUAUCAAGAGAAGUCAAAUCAAGGGGACAAAUCAAACUCAGAGUUAUUACUGCUGCAGGAGAGAAGUUUGAUUUGGUCCGGUCUGUGGAAGUGGUGCAGAAACCUCAAGGAUUGAAAUUUGAAUCUUUGGAUCAAACCAUCACUCGCACUGGUCCUGAUGGCCAGAAGAUCCAAGUGUCCAACAAGUGUGUGGACUUUGAGUUGGAAUGUCUCAAUAUCAUUGGAGUCAGCAAGCCCAUUCUUGAGAAUGUGAUUUUUUGUCAUCAGGAAGACAGCAACUGGCCUCUAGACGAAGGUAAAAAAGUUAAGGAGAAGUUUGAUGCAAUUUUCAAUGCAACUCGUUACAUCAAGGGCCUAGAGACUAUGCGCAAGCUCAGGGCUGAGAAGAAGCAGCAGAUGAUAAACAUGACUGAAACACUGGAGUCGCUGAAAGACAUGAAGGACGAAGCAGAUCGUAAGAAAACUGAGCUCGCCACACAGCAAGGGCUUCUUGACCAGAUCAAAGAAGCACAGGAUAAUUUUUCUCAACGCAAGCGGCCUUUACUCAAGAGAAUCCAGGAAAUAGAGGAAGUAGAACACGGCAUUGCCAAAAUUUCUCAUGAUCUAGGAAGCAAAGAGAAAAGAAUCUCGAUGCUCGAGGAGAUGAACACGUCAGAUGCGGCAGAGCAGAGCCAUCCAAUGGACUGCAGUGACGAGGAGCUGCGCAGGAGGAUCUCUGAGUACCAAACCACCCUGAGUCUCAGGAGGACUCAGAUACACAAGGCUGAGCGCAGCAUUACAGAUGUGAGCCAAGACUUGAAGUUGCUGGCCACCAAGCAGUCGGAGGAGCAACGUCUCCUCACCAAACUGGAGACCGAACUGGAGCAGCACCAGGCUCGGGUACAGGACAGAAAUAAAGCUAUUGCUAAACUUGUGGCCUCUGCUGCAAUUCCUGCUCUUCAAGCGUUCGACCAGAAGGGAGAGUAUGAUGAAGAUGACGCUGAGAGAGCCAUGAAGAGCGGCAAGGAACACGUAAGGCUUCUGGAACAGCAACUGGAGUCUAGCAACACGGACAUGCUAGCCAACGAGGAGGCUCUGCAGUCCAGCAUCAACAAGCUCAGAUCGCGAGAAGCUGCACUAGAGCAAGAAGUAAAAGGUCUAGAUGACCGUAUUGCACAACUGCAGCUGCAGGCUCGUCAGAGCUCCUCGGAGCUACGGAGAAUGGAGCGAGAAGUACAACUCUGUGACAUUGAUGUGAUACAACAACAAAUUUCUGACGUGGACCAAAAGCUUCUUAUUAAAGAGCAAAGUUUUGAUGAGCCUCAGGUGUUGGCUUCAUUAGAAGAGAUGAAACAACGCCGCCACGACUUGACGAAACAACUGCAAUUACUGAAAGUACAGCAAAUGAAAAUGAAUAAGCAGGCCGCCGCUCGCUCAGAACUCGAUAUCCAUACAAAACAAAUGAAUGAAAUGAGCAAGAAAAUAUCGCUGCUGUUCCAUCAGUGUAGAGGUGUUUUAGAACGCUUACUGCCGUCCAACGUCACUGAGGAGACGCUCAAAGUCGACUACGAUGCUUGCUAUAAAGAAUUGCUCAAGAAUGUAAAUGCCAACAAAACGAUGUUGGAAACUCUGCGUGAGAAGCGCUCAAAGCAUCAAGUCGCCGUCGACAGUCUGCGUCGUCAGCAAAUGGAGAAGGAGAAGGAAAUUAAAAGUUUGGAGGAGCGUAUCAGCGACGUGUGCCCCGACCUGCCACUGGAGGAAGCACUGAGCCGCAAGAAAGACCAGGUCGAGGCGCUGCAGCGCGAGAGCGGCGAGCUGGAGAGCACCAAGACGGUCAUGGAGCGAUACGUGGAGAAGCUCACUGUUGAGGACUGCUGUCCUCUGUGUCAUAGGGACUUCGCUGCCAAGGAACAGAAUCUUGAUCUCCAGAACGAGCUGCGAAGCCGUCUGAGCAACUUACCAGUUCGCCUGCAGAGCGCAAAAGAGCGCCUGAGCGCUUCAGAGAAGCAGUUUAAUGCUCUGCUUCAACUGCAGCCUUUCAGGGAGCAGCUUCUCGAAGCACAGGCAAAACUCAGGAGCAUUCAGUCGGACUUGUCUCGUCCGUUGUCCGAGUUAAGCCGCGUCAAAGAAGAGCUCGACGACUGUGAGGCGAACUUGUCGCUCUACAACAGCGAGGCGUCCAUGUGUCAGGGCGUGCAGGAGAAUGUUGUUGCUGCUGAUACCAUGGCCAAGGCUAGGGCAAAACUCGCAGCCAAAUGUGAAGAAAUUAAAUCCAGGCUCGGCGAACAAGAUGGCGGUGCUAGUCUGGAGGAGACGACUGAGCGCUUAGCGUCACUGGAGCAGCAGUUGAGGGGCGUGACUGAUGAGCUGGAGGCGGCUCAGGCGCGCUAUAUGGACGACAAAGACCUGCUCGUUAAGCUCCGCAACACGAGGAACGAUCUCGCCGCCAAGCAAAUCCAAAUGAAGACUAAGCAACAGGCGGUGGAGAAGAAGCGUGAGGAAGUGAAGCGUCUGGAAGAGGAGAGCUGCAAGGAGCGGAAGAGCAGAAACGAGCGUGAGGAGCUUGUGGGCCCCGCCAGGACUGCCGUCAAGGAAGAGCAGGCCAAGAAAGAUGCCGCCGUGGCACGACGACAUCUGCUCGACAGAGAAGCUCGAACUAAGAUUGAAUGUGUUCGUGAGCUCCUGAGACCAAUAGAGACCCUGCAAGCGAGUAUUAGGAAUUUUAUGUCAAGCAACAGUGAGUUGAAAAUCCUUGCGAGCAAACAAGAAGUACAGAAGUUGCGUCUCGAGGAGCAGGAGAAGCAGAAACUGAAGGAGCAGCACGAGACGAGCCUCAAGAAGCUCGAGAAAGAGCUUGUAAACGAACGCGAGUAUGAACGCAGUCUUAAUACUGAAAAGAAGAUACGGGAACGAAAGCGAGAGGUCGAAGACAUACGGGAGGAGGUGAUGCUUCUGAAAGCUAAAAUUGCUUCCUCGCAACAGGAGUCCUUGACGUUGGAGAAAAGUCGUCUCUCCAGAGAGUUUCACGAGCUCGAGAAAGAGUUGAACUUGAGUCGCGGUCGCUCCGAUGAGGUGAACAAGAGAGUCCGUGAGCUUCAGCGAGACUUGCAGCUUCCUCAGUUUAAGGAAGCCGUGCGCAAGUAUCGCGAGAAAAUGCUACUUAUCAUGUGUACAAGGACCGCGUGUGAGGACCUGAACAAAUACUACAAGGCUCUCGACACAGCCAUCAUGAGGUUCCAUGCCGAGAAGAUGACAGCCAUCAACAGGAUCAUUCACCAGCUCUGGAACUCCACCUACAAAGGCAACGAUAUCGACAAGAUUGAGAUCAAAACGGAUGAAAAUGAAUCUAAAGGUGCGGACAAGCGGCGCACUUACAACUACCGCGUGGUGAUGCACAAGCGCGAAGUGGAGCUCGACAUGCGCGGCCGCUGCUCGGCCGGUCAGAAGGUGCUCGCCUCUCUCAUCAUCAGGAUGGCUUUAGCAGAGACUUUCAGCAAGAACUGCGGCAUACUUGCGCUAGAUGAACCAACGACUAACUUGGACCGCGAUAACAUCCGAUCUCUGGUGCGGUCUCUGGUCGGGAUCGUCAAUCAGCGCUCUCAGCAACGCAACUUCCAGCUCAUCGUCAUCACCCACGACGACGAAUUCCUCAGUGGGCUGGCUGAAGUCGACCAAAUUCAAGAUUAUUAUAACGUGCGGCGCGAUGACCGUGGGUUCUCAUACGUUCAUCGUGUGGAAUUGGACCAGACGCGACGAUAACGUUAGCUUGAAGAAGAAAAAUUCUUUUGGACGAGUUCUUCAGUUCCAUAGCGUCAUCUUUCACGCACUCUUCUAGUAAAAAUUAUUUUUUCAUUCCAUAUGGACACAAUCCUAAAGUCGGCGAAAAGUAAAGAAAUGUUACGUAAA